AUGUCCAUGAAGUGGAGGCAGACAGAUCCUAACAUGCCAGACAAUUAUGUGAACAUUGCAAGUGACUCAAGAGCAAAAGAGAAGAAGGAGAUUGUUGAUGCAUUGCUUGGCCAAGGGGACAAUGUGGGUCUCAUAGUCCUCCCUGUAGUAGGAAUGGGUGGGAUGGGCAAGAUCACAUUAGCGCAGCUUGUUUACCAUGACUCCGCCAUUCAGAAGCACUUCCAGGUUCCGAUCUGGGUGUGUGUGUCGGAAAACUUUGAUGUGGAUUCCUUGUUUGAAACAAUAGUGAAAGAGGCUGAAAAGAAUGGUUGUCAAAUGACUGGUGGUUCAACAAUGGAAAAGUUUAAAAGUACAGCCAACAAGUGGGAUAAGUUGAGGUCCUACCUUCAUCAUGGUGCCCCCGGUAGCUCAGUUUUGACAACAACUCGUGAUGAAAAUAUUGCGCGGUUCAUGGGGACAAUGGAAGCCCAUAAGUUCAAGCACUUGGAAGAAAGCUACAUAGAAAAAAUUAUCAAGAAUGAAGCAUUUAGUGUGCAAGCACAAAAGCCUGAUGAUCAGAUACUCAAUAUGGUUGGUGAUGUUGCGAAGAGAUGUUCCGGUUCUCCUUUAGCUGCUACAGCAUUGGGCUCUGUACUUCAUACUAAGAAUACCGUGCAAGAAUGGGAGGUGGAUUCAAUGGGGAAAGAAUGUGCUGCAAUAGAUACAAAACUGAGCCAAAGUGAGGAUUUUUCAUACUCCGCUCACCAUUUAUUUCUAUCAGUUGACAUUGAAGAAAACGUUUUGAAUGCUUCCAUAGAGAAAGGGUCUCCAGCUCUCCAGACACUAAUAUGUUAUAGAUCUAAAAUAGCAGAUGUGCAGAAAUUAUCAAAAUAUUUGAGGCCUGUCCGAGCCUUAAAGACACGGCAAGGUCCAUUUCUAAAGCCGAAAUAUCUUCAUCACCUAAGGUAUCUUGAUCUCUCAAGAAGGAAUAUUGUAGCACUUCCUGAAGACAUUACCAUCCUGUAUCAUCUGCAAACAUUGAACCUAUCUUAUUGUACACGUCUUGAACAACUUCCAAAGGCAAUGAAGUAUAUGACUGCCCUCCGUCACCUCCACACUCAUGGAUGUGAUAUGUUAAUGAGCAUGCCUCCAAACCUCGGACACCUCAGUUCCCUGCAGAAGCUUACAUGCUUUGUAUUAGGUACUGGCUCGGGUUGCAGUAACAUGGAAGCGCUGAAGAACUUGGACCUUGGUGGCCAGCUGGAGCUAAGGAAGCUUGAAAAUGCGACAUGA
Molecule: messenger RNA, 1272 nt
Organism: Miscanthus lutarioriparius
Lineage: Eukaryota; Viridiplantae; Streptophyta; Magnoliopsida; Poales; Poaceae
Source: the annotation of a GenBank genome assembly